This is a messenger RNA of Benincasa hispida (wax gourd), 1136 nucleotides long. RefSeq lists its product as uncharacterized. Lineage: Eukaryota; Viridiplantae; Streptophyta; Magnoliopsida; Cucurbitales; Cucurbitaceae. The record is from RefSeq and is a predicted model, not a curated record.
GAUUUGGUGUAUUCACAGUUUAAUUGAUAAUAAUGUAAAGAAAGAAAACUUUUGGCAUUUUCUCGUGAAGUCGAAGCGCCAGGAGCGUUUUGCAGUUACCCCUCACAAUUCGCAUCCACUUAAACUAACUCUGUUUCCACUUCUUUUUCUCUCUCUAUAAAAAUUCUCCAAAUUCUACAGUAACUGAUCAUUCACUUCAACUGGGUCUUCUCGUAAUCGAUCAAAUUCAAAUGGGUUUCUGAAAUUUUGGCGGAAUGAGGCCUGCAACAGGAGAAAAUCCGAGCUCCACGCCACCAAAGCUGUCUCUGUUUUCUCUGCCAAGACAGCCGUUGGAGUCACCGGGGAUGGUGACCCCGCCGCUGCACGCGUCAAUUUCUGUGCCGUUUCAGUGGGAGGAGGCGCCGGGGAAACCGAGGCCGUUCGGGAUUAUUGAGCCGAAUUCAAAGCCCAAAAGCGCGAGAUCUUUGGAUCUGCCCCCGAGGCUGUUCGCCGAUGCCAAAGUGGCCCAUUUUGCCUCUCCGACAACCACCGUGGACGACCCCAUUUCCGGCCGAGACCUGUCUUCCAGUUUGUCGUUCAGGUUCCCCGACACUUGGGCGGAGACAGCGACGCCGACGGCUACGGCGACGAGGGGGGGCAAGGAUGGUAAAUAUGUUGGGUCUAGACGGUGGAUGAGCUUCAGGAAGAAUAAGGAGAUUCCGAAGGGCGGGUCUGAAAUUUCUCUCUCGAGCGGCGGUGCUGACGGCGGCGGCCGUAAUGUUGGGAGUGGCGACGGAGAAACGAGGGUGAAGAUCACAAGGUUUAGGAGUAGACGAAGCUUCUUUAGGAAACCGAAUUCAAAGCCGCACUUGAUUGCUAGUAUUUAUGGGAGCUUGAAGCAAUUCAUUCCCUGGAGACAAAACAGAUGAAAUGAGAAAAGAAGUAUCACACUGAUCAUAGAAAACCAGAAUAGAAAUCGAGAUAACCUAUAGUAUUACUCAACUUUCUAUAUACGAUAUUAUAAUUUCUUUUUUAAGAAUGUUACUUUACUCCUACACAUUCUAAUUACUAUAUAUUUCUUUCUUACGUCGGUUUAGACUUGUAAAUAUCUUUAUCUAAUAUAAUUUUAAUGUCUUUUCUUUAUAAUCCUCAAUCAC